GGUCAGCUAACCCAAUGAACAGCAACAGGAAAGAGGACAUGGAGAUUUCGUCCCACUACCGGCAGCUCCUGCGGGAGCUCAACGAGCAGCGGCAGCAUGGCAUUCUGUGUGACGCCUGUGUCAUUGUGGAGGGGAAGAUCUUCAAGGCCCACAAGAACGUCCUCCUGGGAUCUUCACGUUACUUCAAGACCCUCUACUGCCAGGUGAAGAAAGGGGCGGAGACACAUCACCAAACAACCGUCACUCACCUGGACAUCGUCACAGCGACAGGCUUCAAAGCCAUCCUGGACUUCAUGUACUCUGCCCACCUGGCGCUGACCAGUAAAAACGUCAUUGAGGUGAUGUCAGCUGCCAGUUACUUACAGAUGACCGACAUCGUCCAGGCCUGCCACGGCUUCAUCAAGGCCGCGCUGGACAUCAGUAUCCGCUCCGAGCUGGCCGACGAACUGGUCGACUUCGAGAUGGGGGCUGUCGCGGCCGCUGGGAUAUGUGGGGGAGGUAUAGGGGGAGGUGGGGGAGGUAUAGGGGGAGAAAGAGGAGGAGGAGGGUUAGGAGGGGCGGCGUCAGAAGCCCUGGUGUCCAUCAUAUCAGGAGGAAGCUCCUCGCCAUGGCUGGAGAGGCGUACGAGUCCGGCCAACUCUUCUGGUGACUCAGCCAUCGCCAGCUGCCAUGAGAGUAGUGGCAGUACGUACGGUAAAGAGGACCAGGAGACACCCAAGAGCCAUGAGAGCCAGGAAGACGGUGGCCACGACUCCCAGCACGCCUGGCCACACGACUACCGCCCCGUCACUGUCAAAGAAGAACAAGUCUCACCCUCCUCCACUUCUCACCCCCGGGAGAGGCUCAGAGUGGGUGCAGGGGCACAGGGGGUGCAGGGGGGAGGAGGGUUGGGGGGAGGAGGUGACGGGGCAUGGCAGCCCUCUGGGUCGGGGAGGAGGAAGAACAGGAAGAACAAGGACACAGUCAGACAUAUUACCCAGCAGACCGAGCUGGACAGAGACAGCAGGCCGGGCUCUCCGCUGCCCCCUGUGAUGGGCGUGACUCGUUGGAGCUACAAUGGACAGGACAUCCCAGCCCCACACAUCCCCACACAGCCCCACACAUCCCCACACAGCACCACACAGCCCCACACAUCCCCACACAUCCCCACACAGCCCCACACAACCCCACACAGCACCACACAGCCCCACACAGCCCCACACAUCCCCACACAUCCCCACACAACCUCACACAUCCCCACAAACCCCACACAGCCCCACACAGCCCCACACAUCCCCACACAGCACCACACAGCCCCACACAACCCCACACAGCCCCACACAGCCCCACACAACCCCACACAGCCCCACACAGCCCCACACAACCCCACACAGCCCCACACGUCCCCUGCCUGUCUGUGUCUGCUUUAA
Molecule: messenger RNA, 1409 nt
Organism: Salvelinus namaycush (lake trout)
Lineage: Eukaryota; Metazoa; Chordata; Actinopteri; Salmoniformes; Salmonidae
Product: zinc finger and BTB domain-containing protein 46-like
Exons: 3
Coding region: 15-1409 (464 amino acids)
Biological process (GO): regulation of transcription by RNA polymerase II
Molecular function (GO): RNA polymerase II cis-regulatory region sequence-specific DNA binding; protein binding; DNA-binding transcription factor activity, RNA polymerase II-specific
Source: RefSeq, a predicted model, not a curated record